Molecule: messenger RNA, 1362 nt
Organism: Caenorhabditis sp. 36 PRJEB53466
Lineage: Eukaryota; Metazoa; Nematoda; Chromadorea; Rhabditida; Rhabditidae
Source: the annotation of a GenBank genome assembly
AUGCUUCGAAUCGCAUUUUACAAUGGACCCUAUGAUAGAAAGUACCUGCCCGGUUCCGUGCUCACCGGCUGCGUUGUCACCGGAAAUCGCACGCCAAUGUCGGCGAGAUUUGUGAAAGUUGAGUGGGAAGGCCGCUCGAGCACUUGCUGGAGCGGAGCUUCUGACGCAUUCGCCCCUUGUGUCUUCUUUAAAGGCGAGAAACUCGUCUGGCAACAGGAUGUUGGAACGGUAAGAUCCAGUGGUUAUUUCGAAAAGUUGUCAACAGGAAAAAUGUUGGAAAUUUUGUGCUCUACAACUUUGUAGUUGACCACUUUGCUCUAAACUUUGUCAUUUUUGAGUUAUGGGCCAUUUUCUAAAUGGUUUCUGUGAGCACCGAAAAUUAGCUGACACCGUACUGUAGUGUUAGUUGAAAUUUUCUGUAACGCAAAAAUGAAACGUUUUGAGGUUAAAUGAUCAACUACAAAGUUGUAGAGCACAAAAUUUCCAACAAUUUUCCAAUUGACAACUUUUUGAAGUAAUCACCAGUUCUCAAGAUACGCGGCCGCUACUUCAGACCAAAAUCUUCGCCGGCGUCCAACACUUUCGGUUCUCAUUCCGUCUCCCCGACGAGUGUCCGCCGAGUUUCAACGGAAAGUUCGGAAGCAUCGAGUACACCAUCAAAGGCACGAUCAACCGUCCGAUUCUGCCGAAUUUGCACUUUGAGCGCAAGUUCACCGUCACCAAACCGUUCGCAAAUCCCGACGCGAACUUGAUGACCCGCUGCUGGAGCACUUCGACGGAUCGUGUGGACGCCAAGAAGGCAAAUGAGGUGGAGAUUACGGUAGGUGGGCAGAAAUUCGAUGCUAAACAACUUUUGUUUUCCAGCUGAGCCUCCCGAAACGUGUCUACUACCCAGGGGACGUUCUCGUCCCGCAGGUCUCGAUCAAAAACAAUUUCGAGCUGACGCCAGUGACGCGCGUGGAUCUCUACCUCCAUCAGCUCUCCCACUAUCACACUUCUCCGCAGGAGCGUCCCUGUCGAUCGGUGUACCCCGUCGAUUGUCCGUUGCGGGCCGAGAAUCAAGAGUUCAGCUGGGAGAUUGUGGAGCAGCGCGGAGUCGAGAUGAAAGUGCAGCCGCAGGAGCGGAAAACCGAAGAGUUUCAUAUAAAUCUGCCCCUCGAUGUGGUGCCGAGCUUCGAGCAUCCGUUGAUCACUGUCGAGUACGCGGUGAAGGCGGUCGUGGACGGUGGCGAGUCGUCGGAGCCGGUCUACUGCUCCCUCGGAUUCCAGGUCAUCAAUCCCGAGGAUGAGCCGCGGAGAGCAGAGCCACUUGCAGAUUUCCGAUCGGAACGAAACUUUGCAAACUUCUUCGUCAUGGAUUGA